Molecule: messenger RNA, 900 nt
Organism: Ipomoea triloba (trilobed morning glory)
Lineage: Eukaryota; Viridiplantae; Streptophyta; Magnoliopsida; Solanales; Convolvulaceae
Product: truncated transcription factor CAULIFLOWER A-like
Exons: 8
Coding region: 1-741 (246 amino acids)
Biological process (GO): positive regulation of transcription by RNA polymerase II
Cellular component (GO): nucleus
Molecular function (GO): DNA-binding transcription factor activity, RNA polymerase II-specific; protein dimerization activity; RNA polymerase II cis-regulatory region sequence-specific DNA binding
Source: RefSeq, a predicted model, not a curated record
AUGGGGAGAGGGAAAGUGGAGCUGAAGAGGAUAGAAAACAAGAUAAACAGACAGGUUACAUUCUCGAAGAGGAGAGCUGGUUUGGCCAAGAAAGCCCAUGAAAUCUCUGUUCUCUGUGAUGCAGAUGUUGCUUUGAUUGUUUUUUCCCAUAGGGGAAAGCUUUUUGAUUACUCCACUGAUUCCUGCAUGGAGAUGAUUAUUGACCGAUACGAACGAUACUCAUAUGCUGAGAAACGCUUGCUUGCAGAAACUAAUGACUCUGAAUCAUCAGAUAACUGGAGCUUGGAAUAUGCUAAGCUAAAAGGAAAGAUUGAUCUUCUGCAAAGGAAUCACAAGCACUACAUGGGAGAAGAUCUGGACACCAUGAGCCAGAAAGAUCUCCAGAAUUUGGAGCAACAGCUUGAUUCUUCUCUCAGGCUGAUUCGAUCCAGAAGAAGCCAGCUUCUGUAUGAUUCACUUUCUGAGCUGCAAAAAACAGAGAAGGCAAUUCUGCAGGAGAAUAAUAUGCUGGCAAAGAAGAUCAAGGAGAAGGAGAAGAUGGCAGCACAGCAGGCACAAUGGGAGCAAAAUCAAGGCCCAAGCUCAACUUCAUUCCUCUCACCACAACCACUUCCUUGCCUAAACAUUGGUUACCAAGGAGAAAGAGCAAAUCAAACAGGGAGAAAUGACCUGGACCUAAACCUUGACUCACUCUACCCUCCAUGCCAUCUUGGCUGCUUUGCUCCAUGUGCCAAUCAAUAAGCAAUCAAAGUUGCUGGUCUGGCUUCAUCCCCAUACUUUCAUUUCCUAUGCGAGUAUAGAUGAGAGAAAUAAUAUUGACACUGAUUCCUAAUUGUAUGUUCAUGAUCUUUGACUCCUAUGUAUCUCAUGCCCUCAGUAUACUACUUUAUCAAGAACAAU